Aptenodytes forsteri (emperor penguin) is the source of this 2503-nucleotide messenger RNA. RefSeq lists its product as uncharacterized. Gene Ontology annotation, biological process: mRNA 3'-end processing by stem-loop binding and cleavage; mRNA transport. Gene Ontology annotation, cellular component: histone pre-mRNA 3'end processing complex; cytoplasm. NCBI's taxonomy places the organism in Eukaryota, Metazoa, Chordata, Aves, Sphenisciformes, Spheniscidae. The record is from RefSeq and is a predicted model, not a curated record. Bases 174 to 1028 code for a protein of 284 amino acids. The transcript is spliced from 10 exons. Gene Ontology annotation, molecular function: histone pre-mRNA stem-loop binding; mRNA binding.
GCUGGCAUCAAGAACAGGAAUGUAGAAGCUGGAAUGAUUCAGAUUCUUUGGUGUUUGAUGAAUAUCAAUGUAGACAUUUAGACCAAUGGCUGGAGAGCUCUUCAACACCAGAAGAUUCAAGGCCUCUUUCUAGUUGCCCUGACUGGGAAGGUAGAAUUGAAGAAGGCAAAACAAUGAGGACAUCAAAUAAAAAAAAGACCAAUUCUGUUUCAAGUGAUUCUUCUAAUCCAGCUGAAAGGGAAACAGAUGAAGUGGUUCUGAGGAGAAGACAAAAACAGAUCAAUUUUGGAAAGAAUACCCUUGCAUAUGACAGAUACAUUAAAGAAGUUCCAAAGAAUCAGCGAAUACCAGGAGUUCAUCCUAGAACUCCCAACAAAUUUAAGAAGUACAGCCGUAGAUCCUGGGACCAGCAGAUCAGGCUGUGGAAGAUAGCACUGCAUGCCUGGGAUCCUCCUACUGAAGAAACCUGGGAUCUGCAGCCAGUUAGUACAGAACCCUCAGGCAGUUCCCAGGAAUGGUUCUGCAAAGAUCAGGAUGUUUCUGGCUCCCUUGUAUUUGAUGAAAAGCAGAAGAGAAAUGAGUGCGAAGAUGAAUGCAGACAGACCGACUACACACCGGAGAGUUCCUGUUCUCCUGAUUCUUCUCCAGUAUGGAAACGCAGAAAAAGAAACAAUUCUGACUCCUCUGUGGUUUCAAAGAGCAAAAACCAUUAUGUGCAUAUGUACCACACACUGGAAAGUUUUACUGAAUCAGGACAUCAGGAGGCUUUUUCAAAGAGCUCAGAGUGGGAAGCCUUUGGUGAAAAUGACGAAGUAAUGACAGUACAACAUGGUAUAGAAAUAACAAGUGACCCAAUUCCAGCCAGUUGUUCUUCAGGAUGGAACAAUCAGAAACAGAAAAAAACCAACUUCUUUCUGCCUGACAGCAAAAGUUGCAGAGAUACAGACUGCAGGCUGGAGAGAAGUACCGAAGAAGGACGACUUUCUCCUGUGACAGAAAAUGAUUUGAAGAAUAGGGAUAUAGUCUGAGAUCAUCCUUGGAAAACUGGUGCAGUCGCAUAAGAUCUGCACUGAAAGAGGAAGAGAUUUACAGUCAGCAUAUGUGCAAUCGACAUAAGGUGAAAUAUGCAGGUUUCUCCAGAUCUUUAAGGAUAGAUUGUUUUCUGCAAGCUCUGCCUCAAGUGUAAAACUUCAGAUUCCAUUAAGUCUGUGCUACGAUGAUGAUGGAUGUUCCUUAAAGCUUUUGUGAGAAUGUUUCUGCUUUACCUGUGUUGGCAGAUGCCAUGUACAUCAUACUGUAAAGGCUACUUCAGUUGAUGGAUCCUGCUGUUGCCGUUUGGAGAUCAUGCUACUUAGAGUGCGCUCAUGUUAUGCUGGUGAAUUGGUCCAAUAUCAAGUCGGACUGAAGAGUGCCACCCCUUAAACCAAGGAGUUAAACCCUGUUUCCUCUACUGGACCAGAAUUGUACAUCCAGCCUGAAGAACUGCUUCAAAAUAAUGUAGAUAAUUCCAACCUUUCUCCAGUUGUUAAAGACAAACUGUUCUUAGCUUUUGAAUUGGGUGAUCUUCCAUUUGGCUUAUUUACUAUUCUCUGAGAUAAGAUAUAUUAAGCUAGCAUUUGCCUAAGCCUAGUGAGAGAAGAGAAAGGAAGGGUAGAUGGUUUAUCAAAAUCAGCUCCCUCUCUUUAAGGGGAGGAGUGACUGUUUGAACAGCAACACAGCCUAAAUACCUGGAUUUUACUUUUGUGUAUGUUGCAGCCUGACCUGAAGAGGCAAUCUCCUGCUGAGAGUAUGAGGAUGAGUUCAGUGCCUGCUGUUCCCACAGGAAUUGGAGGUGACCAGCAGUAUGCUCUUAGGCAUGGGGUGUCCAGGCUAAGGGUUGUGACGGUGUUGAGAUAAGCUCUCCUUUGUUUUACUCUCUAGCACUGUGCUCGGAAGGUAAAAGUGAGGGCUGAGGCUACAGUGGAGUUUAGACCAGAUUCAUGUGCCAGUUACCAGGUUAUUUUUUACAGUCCUUGUGGCAUUUUAUGUAGCAUGUACUGGGAUACAAAUGUCUGUUAGAGCUGGGAAUUGUCUCUUUGCAGUAGUUCAGUUUGGCUCUUCACAAGGCCACUGCAGAACUGUGGCGGUGCUCAGGAUGACACAGCCUUGCUGUGGGGCUGGCAGUGUACCCAAGGGCCAAAAGCCCACUGUGCUACUGAAGUGGAAGCAAGCUGCUUCCCCAGAAACUACUCUGUCCCUUCCAAAAUGUUAUUUCCAGGCAUGCUCAGGCAUGGGGUUCAAUACUGUCCCGGCACACGGGUGGCUCAGUCACAUGCCACAGAGCGUGGAGUGUGUGUAUACAAGGAACACAUCUCUACAGGACUUUUUUAAGAAGUAAUAUUUAGAACCUUGUUGUUCCAGUGUGCAUGCUUCCAUGUGAUUUAUGAUGAUUGUAAAUAAGGGAAUGCGUUACAUUUUUGGCAUUUUGUCUUUAUGCAGAAGAAUUAAAGACUUUAACUUUAAA